Molecule: messenger RNA, 1424 nt
Organism: Notolabrus celidotus (New Zealand spotty)
Lineage: Eukaryota; Metazoa; Chordata; Actinopteri; Labriformes; Labridae
Gene: pithd1
Product: PITH (C-terminal proteasome-interacting domain of thioredoxin-like) domain containing 1
Exons: 6
Coding region: 125-760 (211 amino acids)
Cellular component (GO): nucleus
Source: RefSeq, a predicted model, not a curated record
CGGAAACGUCACUUCCGCUCACUCCACAUAGUGAAACUUACGCUGCUGUUGCUCUUUAGAGAAGCUCCAUCAGCAGACCAUCGCAGCCAGGUAAACCAGGCAAAGUACUGUAUUCAGUCCCACGAUGUCCGGGCACGGUCACGGACACGGGCCGGGGCACAGCUGCGGGUGUGCGGGGGAGCAUGAGCCCGCAGAGAGGGGCCUGGAGUACGGACUGUACCGGCGGAUCGACCUGGAGAAGCUGCAGUGCCUGAACGAGAGCAGAGACGGGGACGGGAAGCAGGUGUUCAAACCGUGGGACCAGCGGAACGAGAGGGACAAGUAUGUUGAAAGUGAUGCAGACGAAGAGCUGCUGUUCAACAUCCCUUUUACCGGCAGCGUCAAGCUAAAAGGCAUCAUCAUAUCUGGAGAGAACGAUGACUCUCAUCCCGGAGAGAUCAGACUGUAUAAGAACAUCCCUCACAUGUCCUUUGAUGAUACAGGAAGAGAACCAGAACAAGCCUUCAGACUCAACAGAGACCCCCUUGCGGAGCUGGAAUACCCAACAAAGAUCGCUCGUUUCUCCAAUGUUCAUCACCUCUCCAUUCACAUCUCAAAGAACUUUGGAGAUGAGAACACCCGGGUUUACUACAUCGGCCUUAGGGGAGAAUACUCAGAGGCUCACAGACAUGAAGUGACGAUCUGUAACUACGAGGCAUCGGCAAACCCUGCGGAUCACAAAGUGGAGAGCAUCAUCCCACAAACCAACUUCAUUUCCUGAGAGCUUCAGAGCGUCAGGAGGAAGAAGAUGAGGAUGAGGAGGAUUAGAAGGAAGGUGUCAUUGGCGUCUGCUUGACUGAAGUCAAAUAAAAAGUUGAGCUUAGCUGAGGUCUGCAGCAGGUUGCUUAAACUUGAUGGGGGGGGGGCUGAGCACAGAAAUCUCAAGACCAGAGAGCUCCUGUGUGUCUGGAAGUGCCAAGUUGUUGCGCUGUUUUCUACUUUGAUAAAGAGAGAGGGCUUAAUGUGGCAGAAAGCUUCAUAAUAAAUGCAUGAAACCUAUCACGCUCAUAUACAGUCUGUUUCUACCUGUAAUCUCUCAUUCUGAAGAUAUUUACCACUUUAAUAUUGUGGAGGCUGCUCUUGAAUAAAAUGCUGAAGGCUGGGAAUGAAUUAUGUGAUAGUACUUUCUGGUUACCAUAUCCACAUCCUCAAUAUGUUACAUUUAAUCAAUGAUUUCUCUGUAUAAAAUAAACAUGCAAAGAGGUUUAAUGUGCACUGAAAUAUCUGAAAAAAUGACAAACAUCUAAAACACACUCCUUAAAUACACAUUUUAAGCCACUUUGUACACAUGAGCACCAUUUAAACACCACAAAGUGUACUUAACACCUGCUAUAUUACCCUAUUUGCCAUUUAUAAAAUCAAUAAAGUCAGUUAUUUCUGCUGGA